AAGUGAGUCUAAACAAUGAGUCUAGAAGCUGUACUGAAGACUGUCGGGUCGCAUUUCCUUAGUCUGUCUGAGCGAAUGUUUGUGUACGGAUCCCAAGGCAAACUGAUGCUGAAGAAUCUUGAAGAACACUGGUUCUCUCACUGCGUCACAAUGCCGCAUUAUAACGUGUUUCCAUGUGACACAAUCGCAGAUACAUUGCAGCAACUGCGAAGUAACUCGAUGGAUAUGCUGCCAUUUGCACUUGCCACCCUGGGGACAUCAUCCAAGAGCGUGUGGAACGAGUCUUUGCUGUCAGUGGGCAAGGUACCAUCUCACAGAAUCGCCAAGAUUAAUGUGUUCGUUGAUGCGUCGGAUUCAAAGGAUCUGCUGCAUAAGAAGCAAAGAGAGCGCAAAGUAUGGUGGCGCAAACUUGCCCAGCAUCCCUCGAGAUUCGUCCUCGCCGAGGCAAAGAAGACGAGGAAUCUGGAUGUGACGGAGAUAGAGGCGCAGUUUCCCUUUGGAAAUAUCAUCGUGGAAACAAUCACUCAUUAUCCCGGCGUACGCAAGUUAUACCCUCAGACUGAAAAUAAUAAAGAUAAUGUUAUGGAUGUGCAUAUGAUCGAGCAUAUCGCUUCCAUGGAUUGGGGCUGCUUGGCGUUAUUCUGUGACAGCCAUAUGCUGAAUAAAUCAACUAGAGCGUAUAUUCAUCCUAAGUUAUGCCCAUACAAAAUCACGUUCCACAUAGGAAAACAGGAAAAUGAGACUGAUUCAGAUAUAGAAGACUUGAAUCGCUUUGUGCUAUACUUAAACAAUAUGCUUAGGACGAGAGGGAUCUCUACCAUAUUGACAAAUACAGAACAAAUCGUAGAAAUGUGCCUAAUACCGUACGUCGUGUCAGUGGAUAAGACUAGUCUUAAGAAUGGCGUUGUACAUGUAAAAAAUCGAUCAACGACGCUUAGUGAGGCAGUUCACAUUACUGACUUGGUAAAGUAUAUUAGUUUGCGUUCUUCUUGAAUUACCAUAGUGGCAA
Trachymyrmex septentrionalis is the source of this 1009-nucleotide messenger RNA. It is a transcript of the gene DNApol-gamma35, whose product is annotated as DNA polymerase subunit gamma-2, mitochondrial. The record is from RefSeq and is a predicted model, not a curated record. The transcript has 2 exons. Lineage: Eukaryota; Metazoa; Arthropoda; Insecta; Hymenoptera; Formicidae. The coding region runs from base 16 to 993 and encodes 325 amino acids.